ACUUCUGUAUUCUUUGGUAUUGUUUUCGUAUUAUCCCAGAAUGUCAAAUAAAGUAAAUCGUAAAACAUUCCAAAGCAAAAGUAUAUAAAUAUAUUUCUAGAAUUAUAUAAAAGUGUGGUAAUCAUAGGAUAAUUGUUGUUCAUUGUCAAAGUGUAUAUAUUAUUGUAAUGAGUAAUUUAAUUGAUGCACAUUGGUUUCCAUUGGCUUCCCAAAGCAAUAUUUACUCAAUGACACAGUUAUGUUCACUCAGUGGAGUUAACAAAGUUUUGGUAGCAUCUUUAAAAAGAAAGAUAUACUCGUGUGAAUAUCAUAUUACGCCAAAAUGGAAUUUGAGGCCAGUAGUCAAGGAAUUACUCUUCACGUAUAUUCCCAAUGGGGCUGAGAUUAUUGCCAUUGAUGCUUAUAAUAAAAUGGAUGUGGGCGAUGGAUUUGUAAUUGGAAUAACUAUUAUUAAAACGAGCACGAAUACAUCUAUUGAAAGAUAUUUGAAUAUUUAUUCUGAAGGUGUUGUUGAUGGAGAAAGCGAUGAAAAUAGUACAAUUGAAACUAUCGCUCAAAAUUGUCUUAUGGUUGAGCUAUCGUAUACUCCAUAUCAUUUAUAUCAUACAAUAUUACCACAUCAACCUUCUGGCAAUGAGGUGAUUUGGUUAAUUUCUGGAAGCGAUUACAAGAUUCAUAUGAUUAUGGAAGAUAAAUUAACUCACGGUUACAUUGAACCAUCCAUUGAGAAAUAUUUUCCUGAAUUGCAUAAUAUUCAAGCUAUUUGCUUAUGGAUAAGCGUUUAUUAUUUUGAUAACUAUAAAUGGCGACUCAGUGCAAUUGGAUGCGAGUGUGGUCUAGUCAAAAUAUCUUUAGUUGACGUCUUAGAAAUACAAAUGGUUAGAAAUUGGUCAUUGAGAUAUGAUAAGCCAAUUUCAAGCAUACAUAUAUUUCCUCAUAGAAAUAAUAUACCUCCACCAUCGUCAUUAAAUUAUGAAUGUAAAUCUAAAGAAUUAUUCUCUGAUGAGGACCCAAUAUUGAAUAUUCUGAUUAGUAAUACAAGUAACGCUAUUGUCUUUAUGGAUAUUUUACAUUGCGGAAUGGAAAAAGAUAUGAUAUUAAAUUGCAGCGAUUUAUCAGAUUGUAUAUUGUGUACAUGUGUUGCAGAUAUAAACAUGGAUGGUCAAAAUGAAAUACUCUUAGGUACAUAUGGACAGGAAGUUUUAAUUUUUGCAUUAUCUGGUGACACAUGGGAAUUAUCCGUACGAAAAUUAUUCGAUGCACCUGUGCAUUCUAUAACCUACAUGGAUAUAACUAACGAUGGAAUGAAAGAACUUAUUGUUCUUACACAAAGAGGAGUCCAUAUAUUACAGCAUAACACGGUACUUGUCAAAGAUAAGUGGAAAGAAAUGUUUAAGAAUUUAUUAAUUAGAAGUGAUAGGUGAAAAUUG
Molecule: messenger RNA, 1430 nt
Organism: Polistes dominula (European paper wasp)
Lineage: Eukaryota; Metazoa; Arthropoda; Insecta; Hymenoptera; Vespidae
Product: KICSTOR complex protein kaptin
Biological process (GO): negative regulation of TORC1 signaling; actin filament organization; cellular response to amino acid starvation
Cellular component (GO): actin cytoskeleton; KICSTOR complex; lamellipodium
Molecular function (GO): actin filament binding
Source: RefSeq, a predicted model, not a curated record